This is a messenger RNA of Panicum hallii, 3407 nucleotides long. RefSeq names its product putative disease resistance RPP13-like protein 3. Gene Ontology annotation, biological process: defense response to other organism. NCBI's taxonomy places the organism in Eukaryota, Viridiplantae, Streptophyta, Magnoliopsida, Poales, Poaceae. The coding region runs from base 309 to 3104 and encodes 931 amino acids. Gene Ontology annotation, molecular function: ADP binding. The record is from RefSeq and is a predicted model, not a curated record. The transcript is spliced from 3 exons.
CUGGGGUGUGGGGAGAAAUUUGGAGGUCUCUGAAAAAUAACGACUACACAGUAGGGAUUUUGCUGAAGUUUGUUGUUUGAUCUUAGCCUCUAAAUAUAAAUUACCCAGCUCUUUGCUAGGAGCUAGUGUUAUAUAGCAAGCAACUCUGUCACUUUGUGUUAACGCUCCUGCCGCACAGAUGCACACCUCGCAGUACUCUCAUCGCAACCUUCUUCAUCUAUCCAUAGCUCUGCCGGCACUCCCCUCUUCUAUUGCUGCACAUACACACCAAGAACCAUACGCUCUAACGCGCACAAAUUAACCACGGCAUGCAUCCCAUGAUGGAGCAUGCCAUGGUGAGCGUUGCGACGGGGGUGCUGAGACCCCUCCUCGGCAAGCUCGCAGCCUUGGUGGAGAAGGAGUACGCCCAGCUCAAGAGCGUGCGCAAAGAGAUCAUCUCCCUGCAGGAGGAGCUGAGGAGCAUGAACGCUGUGCUCCAGAAGCUCGCCGUCGAGGACGACCCCGACGUCCUUAAGAAGGAAUGGCAGAACCAGAUCAGGGACCUCUUCUACGACGUCGAGGACUGCGUCGACGAUUUCCUGCACCGCGUCGAGCACGACGACGGCAACAAGCGCCCCGACGUGGGCUUCUUCCACAAGAACUUCUCCAAACUCAAGACGCUAGGGGCUCGCCACGGCAUCGCCGACAAGAUCCGGCAGCUGAAGGUUCGCGUCGACGACGUGAGCAAGAGGCGCAGCAGGUACAUCUACGAAGGAGCCAGCUACUCGGCUGGCACUGCGUCCGCCGCGGUGGCCAUCGACCCUCGGCUGCCCGCUCUCAGUAGGAUGGAGGGGAACCUUGUCGGCAUCGAUGGACCAAGGGAGGAAAUCACUAAACUGCUCGCUGACGAAGGAGAGAUCGGGAAGAAGCUCAAGGUGGUCUCAAUUGUGGGGUUUGGGGGGCUCGGCAAAACUACUCUCGCCUGCGAGGUGCGCCGAGAGCUGAGAGGGCAGUUUGACUGCCAGGUGACCGUGCAGGUGUCCCAAAGCCCUGAUAUCAUCAAGAUUCUUACCAUGAUUCUAUCAGAAGUGAAGGGGCCAUCACAACAUCGCAUCUGCAACGUCAGCGAACUAAUCGAAGAACUUAAGAGCUAUCUGCUUCACAAGAGGUACUUCAUUAUAAUCGAUGAUAUAUGGGAUCCACUUGUAUGGGAGUUUAUUAGCUGUGCAUUUCCGGACAACAAUCAAGGCAGUAGAGUUAUAACAACUACACGAGAUUGGAGUGUAGCGGCUACAUGUUGCAACUAUCGCCAUGAAUACGUCUAUAAGAUGAAACCUCUGGAUGAAGAAGCUUCGAGAAGACUAUUUUUUCAUAGAAUAUUUGACUCCGAAGGCGCAUGCCCUGGUGAACUGAAAGAAGUUUCGUCUCAAAUUCUAAGGAAAUGUGGUGGCAUGCCACUUGCCAUUAUUGUUAUCUCUAGCCUUUUAGCUAGCCAAGCAAACAAAGUGAAGGAAGAUUGGGAGUAUGUGCAGAAUUCCAUAGGUUCAAAUGUCGGCACAGAUCGGUUGGAGGUGAUGAGACAAAUUCUAAACCUCAGCUACAAAAACCUUCCUCCUCAUCUCAAGACAUGCUUUCUGUAUCUUGGCGCAUAUCCAGAAGAUUCUGUGGUCUGGAGGGAUGAUCUGGUCAGGCAAUGGGUAGCUGAAGGUUUUCUGGAGGCCAUCGGCGUCGCAGGCAGCUGCUUCAAGGAGCUGGUAAACAGAAGCAUGAUUCAACCAGUAACGAUUGACUAUAAUGGCGACAUUCUGUCCUGCAGAGUGCACGACAUGAUGCUUGAUCUUAUCAUCCGUAAGUACUCUGCAGAGGAGAAUUUCCUCACCGUGGUAGAAAAUAAUUCGCAGGGGAUCAGGAUCAGGGGAUCCACCCACAACAUCCGCCGGCUGUUCCACCACUCCGAUGCUGGAAGGCCUCGGACGUUGCCAAUGCCAGCGGUGGGCAUUGAUCCGUCAAAAGUUCGAACUUUUUCAACCUGGGGGGGCUCCAGCCCGGGCCAUGUCCCACCAGUGUCCAAGUUCAAGUUUAUCCGGGUGCUGAUCCUCGAGUUUAUUCCUUCCACUCCGGGCGAGGAAGAAGAUCAGGCAAUCGACCUCACGGCGAUGUGCAAGCUGUUUCAACUGCGGUAUAUAAAGAUCCGGAGCGAAGUUAGGCUUGAGCUCCCAACUCAAAUUCGAGCGCUGCAACAUUUGGAGACACUUGAAGUAUCUGGUGCCAGGCCGGUCUUCCAAUCAGGCAUUGACUUGCCCUCGGACGUUGCUCAGCUUCCCUGCUUGUCUGUCCUCAGCAUCCUGCCGCACAUGACUAGCCUGCCACACGGCAUCGGGGCCAUGAAGUGCCUACGCUCCCUAGCAUCCUUUGUUCUGGAGGAGAACUCGCUGGACACCAUCACCGGGCUCCGGCAUCUCAGCAACCUGAAAGACCUGUACGUUCGUCUCCCAUUAGACUCGUGCUUCGCUGAAGCGGAGGAGGCGCGCGUCGACGUCCUGUGCUCCUCGCUCCCGGAGCACGGCGACUGCAGGCUCUAUCUCACGGCCUGGUCCCGCUGGGCGUGGUUCCCCGGGGUUCCCCAGUGGAUUGGCUGCCUGCAGAAGCUGUACAGCUUGGAGCUCGGCGUCGGGGAGCUGUCCAGGGACGGCGUCGCCGUCCUCGCUGGGCUGCCCGCCCUUGUCCGCCUCGACCUGUCGAUCCGGGGCGCCCCCAGAGAGAGCACCGUCAUCACCGCCGCAGGGUUCCCCGCCCUGAAGCACCUCAUAGUCACCUGCAGGGCGCUGUGCCUCACCUUCGAGGCGGGGGCGAUGCCCAGCCUCCAGAAGCUCAAGCUGGAAUUCAACGCCGACGGAGCGACGGCGGAGCAGGGAGGGUGGUGCGGCAACGCUCUCGCCGGCGUCGAGCACUUGUCGGGACUCGAGGAGGUCAAUGCUUCUAUUGGGGGCUUGGGCGCGCCGGCGGCCACCGAGGAUUCCGGCAGAACUGCCGCGGUGUCCGCCCUGAGGGACGCCAUCGGCUUGCACCCGAACCGCCCUCGCGUCGACAUCAUGUGCACUCAGGGGAGAUACGGCCUUCAGUGACCACAGACUUCUCUCUCAAGCUGUUCAACAUUAGCUCUGCCGCAAGGGAUCACAGCUGCCGAGGGCAAAACCAAUGCUGCGUUGGAGCGGGACGCUGGUUGCCAUUCGCAGAGCUUUCUUGCUCGCUUUCUUUUAAUUUACAUAUAUUGUUUCGGUCAAAUGGAUUACUCCUGUGCUUGAUCGAAAGUACUGCAAAUGUUGUUUUUAAUUUUCAACCUCUGCCAUCCAUUGUGGUCCCUGUUUGUAAGUUCACUUUUGUAAAUCAUGCCUGGUAAUAUAUGUUAGCUUUCAGCUAUCUGUCAA